This is a messenger RNA of Perca fluviatilis (European perch), 2844 nucleotides long. It is a transcript of the gene usp22, whose product is annotated as ubiquitin specific peptidase 22. The transcript has 13 exons. Gene Ontology annotation, biological process: protein deubiquitination. The coding region runs from base 597 to 2117 and encodes 506 amino acids. The record is from RefSeq and is a predicted model, not a curated record. Gene Ontology annotation, molecular function: zinc ion binding; cysteine-type deubiquitinase activity. Lineage: Eukaryota; Metazoa; Chordata; Actinopteri; Perciformes; Percidae.
UUAUUGAUACAAUGAAGCUGAUUUAUGUUUCAGCCAAUGAACGUCCUCACACAGACGGAUGUGGUUUUGCCGGAAAAUUGCACCAAUCGCGACGCAGCACCCACUUCACGGAGGCGGGACUUAACCGUAAAAAAGAAAGUUGGCACACGCCAAUCAUGCGCAGCACUCGCCACUCAUUGGUCGGCCGUUAUGAAUGAGGUGGGUCUUGACGACACACCGUGUCGAGCCACUGUUGAAAUUCCAGGGCUAACCAACUUUAGCCAGCUUGCUAACAUGUAAUUCAGCUAAUGUGAAGAACUACAUAUACAGCGCUAAUCUGGAUUUUAAUGCAAAAAAAUAAUAUUUUAUUGCCAAUAUAACAAUAUUGUAAAAAUCGUCUCGAUGAUUGCUACUGCGCAUGUCUCCUUAACUGCAACCAGGACAUGUCCAGUUAGCCAGAACGCAGCAAUCGGUGGAUAACGAACCUGGCAAGCUAGCCAAGCCAAGCCAGCCAGACCGCUUCUUCUGUAUGGAAAGCCAACGAGGUCAGCGUUGAGGGAUUUUGACAGGUUUCAUCCACCCAGAGGACAAUUAAAAAGCCGGUUGUAGUGACUACCAUGAGUCCCGCGGGCUGCCCCCAUGUCAACGGCUUCAAAGUGGACAACUGGAAGCAGAACCUGAGGGUUAUUUAUCAGUGUUUCGUGUGGAGCGGUUCAGCCGAGACCAGAAAACGCAAGGCCAAGUCGUGUAUCUGCCACAUGUGCGGUGCCCACCUCAACAGACUCCACUCAUGCCUCUACUGCGUCUUCUUCGCCUGCUUUGCCAAAAAACACAUCCACGAGCACGCCAAGAGCAAAAGGCAUAACCUAGCCAUCGACCUGCUGUAUGGAGGGAUCUACUGUUUUAUGUGCCAAGACUACAUUUACGACAAAGACAUGGAACAGAUCGCCAAAGAGGAACAGAGGAAAGCCUGGAAAAUGCAAGGCAUAGGGGAGAAGUACUCAACGUGGGAGCCCACCAAGAGGGAGCUAGAGCUGCUCCGCCACAACCCCAAGAGGAGGAGAAUCACCUCCAACUGUACUAUCGGCCUGCGAGGUCUGAUAAACCUUGGCAACACAUGCUUCAUGAACUGCAUCGUCCAGGCGCUGACGCACACGCCGCUGCUGCGUGACUUCUUCCUGUCGGACCGGCACAAAUGCGAGAUGCAGAGCAACUCCUGUUUGGUGUGUGAGAUGUCGCAACUCUUCCAGGAGUUCUACUCAGGCCACCGGUCGCCACACAUCCCCUUCCGUCUUCUUCACCUGGUGUGGACCCACGCCCGCCACCUGGCCGGCUACGAGCAGCAGGACGCCCACGAGUUCCUCAUCGCGGCGCUGGACGUCCUGCACAGGCACUGCAAAGACGACAACGGGAAGAAAGCCAACAACCCCAACCACUGUAACUGCAUCAUCGACCAAAUCUUCACCGGGGGCCUGCAGUCUGACGUCACCUGUCAAGUCUGCCACGGUGUCUCGACAACCAUAGACCCGUUCUGGGACAUCAGCCUGGACCUGCCGGGCUCCUCCACCCCGUUCUGGCCCCUCAGCCCUGGCGGAGACGGAUCUGCGCUCAACGGAGAGAGUCACGCCACCGGGGCCACAACACUCACAGACUGUCUGCGCAGGUUCACCAGGCCAGAGCACCUCGGCAGCAGUGCUAAGAUCAAGUGCAGCGGUUGCCAUAGUUACCAGGAGUCCACUAAGCAGCUGACCAUGAAGAAGCUGCCCAUCGUGGCCUGCUUUCACCUCAAAAGGUUUGAGCAUUCCGCCAAACUGCGGCGGAAGAUCACGACUUAUGUCUCCUUCCCGUUGGAGCUGGACAUGACCCCCUUCAUGGCCUCCAGUAAAGAGAGCAGGAUGAAUGGGCAGUACCAGCAGACCGUGGACCCCUUCAACAAUGACAACAAGUACAGUCUAUUUGCAGUAGUGAACCACCAGGGGACACUAGAGAGCGGCCAUUACACCACCUUCAUCCGCCAGCACAAGGACCAGUGGUUCAAAUGUGACGACGCCAUCAUCACCAAGGCCAGCAUCAAGGAUGUCCUGGAUAGCGAAGGGUACCUUUUGUUUUAUCACAAGCAGUUCCUGGAGUACGAGUAGUUUUCCCUCCACCAGCGCCGCCCGCGGGAUGAGACGAGGGAUGAUGCAAGGAUGAGUUGCAUGGGAAAAGGUAACCCAGAGUGAUGAGAGAGAGAGAGAGAGAGAGAGAGGCAUGGGAAACGGAAACGCAACGCCUGCCUGAGUCACUCUUUUAAGUCGCAACUCUCACUCUUAACAUGGAACCACCCCUUACUCCAUACUAAUCUAGUUCCACUCGUACGACAUUCAACAACAACAAAAAUGAAAAGAACUGCGUGCAAGUGUUUAGGAACCAGACAUUUGGGAUGGACAUUUGUAUGGGCCCUGAUGGGUUAUUGUACAAAAUGUUGUUCACUUGAAUUCAAAGGAGAAAAGCAGCUGUGAUCACCUGCUGUACCGCAAAAUCAGCGUGUACUCAACAAGUUCAGGCGAUGGACGGAGAGCUCCGUUUCCCGCCUUUUUCCACUUUUUUUUUUUAAUUUUCUUUUUUUUUAAGAAACCGACCGAUGGGCCAACGUGGCAUCAUGACUUUGCGUAAACAUACACGCCACUUUCCUAAAGCCAAAUGGCGUGUUAUCUGUACGCAUUUUGAGCUUUCCACGUGUACGUCUGCGCUGUAUACAGCGGCGCCACGUGGAGUCUUAUCGCGAGAACGUGCCGUGCUAUCGCGAGAACAAUGUCACGCGUGUGUAAAACAAUAAACGGUUGGGGUUAGGAAAAGAACAUUGGGGAAGGCUUAAAAAAAAAA